Sturnus vulgaris (Common starling) is the source of this 3669-nucleotide messenger RNA. NCBI's taxonomy places the organism in Eukaryota, Metazoa, Chordata, Aves, Passeriformes, Sturnidae. The record is from RefSeq and is a predicted model, not a curated record.
AUGUGGGAUGGGUUCAAACCUCGGCCACCCCUGGGGCCACCCCUGGGGCCACCCCUGGCUACCAGGACAUCGCGACCCACCCUCCGUGACACCACCAGCCUGGCCUUGGGGACAUUGCAAAUCCUGUCCCCUGUGACUGGGGGGCUCAGGGCAGGGGACACGGUGGGGACGGACCCUGGGGAUGUGGCAGUGCCACCUCUGUGUCCUCCAGAGCCACUGGAGAACGACUCGGAGCCGGGCAAGGCUGGCACAAAACCCCGGAAAGCCGCGCCCGACCUGGAGGAGCUGGACCUGGGCACGGCAGGUAAAGGUGCCGAGUGGACAUCGUGGUUCAACAUCGACCACCCGGGCGGUGACGGUGACCACGAGAGCCUGGCAGCCAUCCGCUUCUACUACGGUGCCCGCGUGUGUGCCCGCCCGGUGGCCAUCGAGGCCCGCAGCACUGACUGGCAGUUGCCCGAGGCCCUGGGCCAGCUGGUCCAUGCCAGCCCCAAGCGCGGCUUCCGCUGCCUGCACCGCGAGCAGCCCCCGGGCACGGCCUGUGCCAACUACCACGUGCGCUUCCUGUGCCCGCUGGAGCCCACCUGGACGGAAUGGGGUUCUUGGGGUCCCUGUUCCCGCAGCUGCGGCAGCUCCGGAAAGCGCGUCCGGCGCCGGAGCUGCAGAACCUCCAAGAGCCCGCCGUGUCCCGGCCGUGCCACCGAGACGCAGAAAUGUCCCCCGUCACCUUGCCCAGGUAACACCCUCAGGUGCUCCCCAGGUUGCCCCGGGCACACGCUGCAUGGCACCGUGGUGACAUCCAGCGGGGUGGCACUGCCCGAUGCACGCAUCUACCUGGAUGGCCAGCCGGACGUGCUGCUAGCCCGCAGCGAUGCCCAGGGGCGAUUCACGGCCUCGGGGCUGUGCCCCGGCCCCGCCGCCAACCUCAGUGCCCACCGCGAUGGCUUCGCCCCGGGGCUGGCACCGAUUAUCACCAACGGCUCAGGCGUGGCCGUGGCGCACCUGAGGCUGCGGCGGCUCGAGAAGCCCUACAUGGUGCUGCACCCCGCGGCCAAGGUGCGGGAAGCCGGGCAGGACGUGACAUUCUGCUGCAAAGCCUCGGGCACCCCCGCGCCCCAAAAAUAUUUCUGGUAUCACAACGGGACGCUGCUGGAGGGGCCAGCUCAGCGCACCAGCGGUCGCCUGGAGCUACGGGGGCUGGCACCGCAGCAGGCUGGCACCUACCACUGCAAAGCCAGUUCCGAGGCCGGUGCCAUCCGCUCAGCGCCCGCACAGCUCACCGUGCUGGCCCAGGGCCAGCAGAGCUGCAGGGCGGAGCCGGAGCCCAGCCUGGUGGAGUUGCCCAGCGAGUGCCCGCAGGAUGCCAGCGGCUCUCGCUUCUACAACGUGGGGCGCUGCCCGGCCUCGCCGUGCCCGAGGGGUCCCGCAGAGCCCGGGGGGUGCGGGGAGGAGUCGGGGCGCUGCUGCGGGGUGCGCAGGAUGGAGCUGCGGGAGGUGCCGUGCGCCGGCUCCGUGCUGCCGGUCAAGGUGGUGGCCGAGUGUGGCUGUGGGCCCUGUGCCCAGCCCAGGGUGCUGGUGCAGGGCCGGGUGACGGCGGCGGACACCGGGGAGCCGCUGCGCUUCGGCCACAUCUUCCUCGGGGCGAGAAAAGUGGGGUUCACCGGCUACCAGGGCUCCUUCACCAUCGAGGUGCCGCCGGACACGCGGCGUUUGGUCACUCGCUUUGUGGACGGCCAGCAGCGCUUGGUGGACACGGUCAAGGUGCUGCCCUUCGACCGGCGAGGAGGAGCCGUGUACCAGGAGGUGAAGAUGCUGCGAAAGAAGGAGCCGGUGGAGCUGGACGGUGGCCAGAGCAACGCGAUCCCUCUGGGAGAAUCCGGCGGUCGGGAGCCCGUCGGGGAGCUGGUGCUGCCGGCCGGAGUUUUCCUCCGGCCAUCCGGGGAGGUUUUUAACGGCACGGUCAAAGCCAGCGUCACCUUCGUGGAUCCCAGGGACAUGGCCACGGCCAGCGCAGCCUCCAGCGAUCUGAGCUUUGCUAACUCCGAGGGGGAAAUCGUCCCCCUGCGCACCUACGGGAUGUUCGCCGUGGAUUUCCGAGAAGGAGACAGCGGCGCGGCGCUGCAGGCGGGGCUGGUGCAGGUGAGGAUGGACGCGGGGCAGGUAUGGAUGGCGGAGCACCUGGACAAGAUGAAGUUGUGGUCCUUGAACCCCGAGAGCGGCCUGUGGGAGGAGGAGGGCGUGCUGAGGCCGGCCGGGGGUAGCCGGAGGAAAAGGGAGGAGAGAACAUUCCUGGUGGGCAACCUGGAGAUCCGCGAGCGGCGCCUCUUCAACCUGGACGUGCCCGAGGAUCGCCGCUGCUUCGUCAAAGUCAGGGCUUACAGCAACGAGAAAUUCAACCCCUACGAGCAGCUGGAAGGGGUGGUGGUCAGCCUCAUCAACUUGGAGCCACAGCCCGGCUUCCCCAGCAACCCGCGGGCUUGGGGCCGCUUCGACAGCGUGGUCACCGGUCCCAACGGCGCCUGCUUGCCCGCUUUUUGUGAUAGCCAGCGCCCCGAUGCCUACACGGCCCUGGUCACGGCCACGCUGGGUGGCGAGGAGCUGGAAGCAGUGGCUUCCAGCCCUAAGCUCAACCCUAACGCCGUGGGGGUGGCGCAGCCCUACUUGGGCAAGCUGGGCUACCGGCGCUCGGAUCACGAGGACGCGGCGCUGAAGAAGACGGCGUUCCAGAUCAACGUGGCCAAACCCGACCCCAACAACGUGGACGAGAGUAACGGGCCCGUCUAUUCCUACCGGAGCCUCCGGGAGUGCGAGGAGGCGCCGGUCAGCGCCAACCACCUGCGCUUCUACCGCGUGGAGGUGGACAAGUACGAGUACAACGUGGUGCCCUUCAAGGAGAGCGAUGUCACCUCCUGGACCGGUGACUACCUGGCGUGGUGGCCCAACCCACAGGAGUUCCGGGCGUGUUUUAUCAAGGUGCAGCUGGAGGGGCCGCAGGAGUACAUGGUGAGGUCGAGGAAUGUCGGGGGCAGCCACCCCCGCACUCGGGGACAGCUCUACGGGCUGCGGGACAGCCGGAGCGUGCGGGAUCCGCUGCUGGACAACACCUCGGGAGCCUGCGUGGAGUUCAAGUGCGGCGGGAUGCUCUUCGACCAGAACCUGGUGGACAGAACCCUGGUGUCCAUCAUCCCCCAGGGCAGCUGUCGCCGCACGGCCAUCAAUGGGCUACUGGGGGACUACCUGAGUCGCCACCCACCGCUGGCCGAGAACAACCACACGGGAGCUUUCUCCAUGCUGGCCCCUCUGGACCCGCUGGGUCACAAUUACGGCAUUUACACCGUGACGGACCAGAACCCUCGGCUGGCCAAGGAAAUCGCCAUCGGCCGCUGCUUCGCGGGCACCUCGGAUGGAUUCUCCAGGGAGAUGAGAGCGGGUGAGGGCACGGCCGUCACCUUCAGCUGCCAGGAGCGGCCACCGGGCAGGGAAAGUUUCUUCCAGCGCCUGCUGAUCGCUCCGGCUGAGGCGCUGGAGGAGAUCCGCAGGGAAAUGGGGAGAUCCGAGCUCCGCCGCGCUCCCCCCGAGGUGAUGGACUUCGCCUCCGGAGCCCCCGGACCCACCCGCAGGACCCCCAGUAGCCAGCGGAGACCGGGCCGGCUGAGGGGACAGCGCUGA